Messenger RNA from Candidozyma auris, 705 nucleotides. RefSeq lists its product as uncharacterized. Gene Ontology annotation, biological process: chromatin remodeling. The record is from RefSeq and is a predicted model, not a curated record. Bases 1 to 705 code for a protein of 234 amino acids. The transcript has a single exon. Gene Ontology annotation, molecular function: nucleosome binding. Gene Ontology annotation, cellular component: Swr1 complex. NCBI's taxonomy places the organism in Eukaryota, Fungi, Ascomycota, Pichiomycetes, Serinales, Metschnikowiaceae.
AUGUUGGUGGAAGAGAUCCCUAAAUCGAACGACAAGAACAACUCGACAAUAUAUUUCUCGUCGUCAAUAAAUCUUUCUGCUAGACCUACAUACAAGAACUUCGAUUCGGCCAAUGGUGACGAUGCAAACAGAAACUCCAAAAGCAGACCUAAAGUCAAUUACAACUUGACAGAUCUUCUAAACGCCCAAACACAGGCAAACUACAGCAAUGGAACGAUUACGAGCGGGAACUUCAAGUCAUCGCAGCAACUCCAGCUUGAAAAGCUCAUCGUGAAACGUCUAGGGGAGCUAAGCAAGGAAACACCGGUUCCAAACUUCGAGAUACCGAAAACUUUCGGCUACACGAGUAUACAUUCCAAAGGCACGGCUGCUGACAAGAAAAAGGUGAGGUUGGGCAAUACUCCUUCGACAAAGAAGAUCUUGGCUGCUAGGAGAAACCUCAACUCGUAUUUUGAGGAGGAAAAGAACCUUAUAUCCAUCAACACCAUUCUUGGGGUGAACUUCCUGUUUGCUGAGCAGAAUGACGAGCUUCUACAAGGAGCGUCAGCCAAGAAGCGGAAAGUCGGGGAGAAGGUUUUUAAGCCUAAGACCAAGCUCUGUUGUAUCUGUGGAAGUAAGUCGAGCUACUCCAGAUGCAGCAAUUGUGGGCUAUAUUCUUGCAGCGUCAGAUGUAUACGGCUUCAUCAUGAUCUGAGGUGUAAUUAA